AACCAGGGGAUGUGGUGACGUAAAAACGCGCACGCGCCUUGAAAACUCCCGACGAGCUAUUUCCUUGGCCGGCAGAUCGUUCAUCGUUGCGCGCACGCAAAUUUGUGAAUAUAAUCGUUUUCUUCAUCAACUGCCUUUUAUUAACAUUUAACAAUGGCUCCUCCAACGUAUGGUGAUUUGGGAAAAAGCGCCCGUGAUGUCUUCGGCAGAGGAUACCACUUUGGUUUACUGAAGCUCGACGUAAAGACCAAAACCGAGUCUGGCGUUGAGUUUUGCAGCGGAGGGUUCUCGAACCAAGACACUGGAGUCGUCGUAGGAAACUUGGAGACCAAGUACAAGAUCAAGGAGUAUGGAUUGACUUUCUCUGAGAAGUGGAACACAGACAAUCUUCUGGGUACAGAUGUCACCAUCGCCGACAAACUUCUUCAAGGGCUCAGUAUUGGAUACAGUUGUACCUUCUCUCCCCAGACUGGGAGCAAGACUGGAAAAUUGAAGACUACGUACAAACACGAAAAUGUAUCAGCCACAGCUGAUUUUGAUUUAAGCUUAAACGCUGCUCCUUUGAUUCAUUCAACAGCUGUAAUUGGUUACCAAGGAUGGCUUGCUGGAUAUCAAACAUCAUUUGACGCUCAAAGAAACAAGAUAACUAAGAACAACUUUGCCUUGGGCUUUACGGCAAAAGACUUUGGUGUUCACACUUCCGUAAACAACGGUCGCGAGUUCAACGGAUCUAUCUACCACAAGGUAAAGCCUGGAUUGGAGGGUGCCAUCAGCAUUGCGUGGAAUUCAAGCAACAAUUCUACACAGUUCGGUCUCGGUACCAAAUACGAUCUUGACAAUGAUGCCUGUGUAAGAGCCAAGGUCAACUCCCAGCUCCAGAUCGGGUUGGGGUACCAGCAAAAAAUGCGCGAGGGCGUAACUCUCAGUCUCUCAACGAACAUCGACGGGAAAAACUUCGGUUCAGGAGGCCACAAGAUCGGUUUGGCUCUCGAUCUCGAAGCUUAAUAACUUAAUAAAUUUUUUCUCCAUCUUAACACCAACUUUCUGUCCCAUUUGACUCUAAAAAAAAAAUCGAGAUUAAUAAAAGACGUAAUAUAAAAUCAAGAAAAGAAAUAACGUCUGUGGAUCAAUACCAAUAAUUGAUUAAAAAUAAAAAAUAAAAACAGGUAGAUAAAACGUUAAUCAGAGUAACGUAAUGAACGACAGACUUAAUUGAUAAAUAAGAAUGAAUU
Cotesia glomerata is the source of this 1232-nucleotide messenger RNA. RefSeq names its product voltage-dependent anion-selective channel-like. Gene Ontology annotation, cellular component: mitochondrial outer membrane. The record is from RefSeq and is a predicted model, not a curated record. The transcript has 6 exons. Gene Ontology annotation, molecular function: voltage-gated monoatomic anion channel activity. Lineage: Eukaryota; Metazoa; Arthropoda; Insecta; Hymenoptera; Braconidae. Gene Ontology annotation, biological process: monoatomic anion transmembrane transport. The coding region runs from base 154 to 1005 and encodes 283 amino acids.